Molecule: messenger RNA, 444 nt
Organism: Trichoderma virens Gv29-8
Lineage: Eukaryota; Fungi; Ascomycota; Sordariomycetes; Hypocreales; Hypocreaceae
Exons: 1
Coding region: 1-444 (147 amino acids)
Source: RefSeq, a predicted model, not a curated record
AUGAAGGCGCGGGCAGCCAUCGCUCUGGUCGCCGGCCUUUUGGCAAACACCUCAACCGCCCAGACAUCUUUGGGGGAAUUGUCAUUUGGAUCACCUCAAUGUGGUAGUGGCAAACUGAACAACAUCAAUGCCGCGGACUGCAACACGGCGAUUCCUCAAUUGCUAGCAGCACACUGUUCUGGAGGUGUUUGCAGCAUCCCGGCCGCAACAGGCGGUGCCUUGGAGUCGGCUAUCUCUGUAUUGGUCGGGAAGUGUGAAGUCUUCAUUGGUGCCUUUGCAGACGGAAAAGCCGUCACUUUCAACGAGGAUUCGGUGCAACAGGCGUUCCCCGGCUUCAUUUCUCAAUGUCUUGCUACCUCUGGUGGCUUUGGCAGCCCUAUCUUGAUCAGCACUGACGGAGUUAUCCGCCUUGUCAUUUCAAACGGCCAGAGUGGUGGUGGCUAA